UUCAUACGAACAACAAUUAACAUAGUUGACUUUAAAUGCAAUCUCUUAAUUAAUAAUGGAUGGCCGUAUUGUUAUCGAGUCAUUUACCGUGGGGACUGAACAAAUGACCAAGUGGGUGACGAACAAUUUCAGUGACGGGACCGGUACCGUCAGCCUCGUGCAGUUGUCUGUCUAGUCCGGUUGCGGAGGUCAUGAGGUGAGUGACAUCGGUGCUGAUAUACAAACCAAUAUAGUUGCAACCGUAUUAGUCCAACGUCAACGGGUCAAGAUUACCGUCCACGCUCGAUUGGCCACAAAUAUGCGUUUUUACGGGUUUCCAGUAGUGUUGCUAUUGUCCUUAUUGGCCAACAUCACAGGCACUUUGAGUGCUCUUCUAGGAAUAAGUAAACCAACAUUUACUGUGGAUUACAAUAACAAUGAACUUUUAAUGGAUGGUAAAUUUUUUCGUUUUGUUUCUGGUUCAUUACAUUACUUUAGAAUUCCAAAAGCAUUUUGGAAAGAUAGAAUACAAAAAAUGAAAGCUGCUGGUUUAAAUGCAGUUUCAACCUAUGUCGAAUGGAGUUUACAUGAGCCGUAUUCAGGAGUGUACAAUUUCGACGAUAUGGCCGAUUUAGAAUAUUUUAUAGAAUUGAUUCAGGAUGAAGGAAUGUAUGUGUUACUUAGGCCAGGUCCAUAUAUUUGUGCUGAAAGAGAUUUUGGUGGAUUUCCAUACUGGUUACUGAAUGUGGUACCCAAAAAAAGGCUUAGAACAAACGACCCUAAAUUCAAAAAAUACGUAACUCAAUGGUUUGACGUACUUAUGCCGAAAAUAAAGCCUUAUUUAUACGGAAAUGGAGGAAAUAUUAUUAUGGUGCAAGUUGAAAAUGAAUAUGGCAGUUAUGAUGCUUGUGAUCGAGAAUAUAUGAAAUGGUUACGGGACUUAUAUAGAAGUUAUGUUGGUUUCAAGGCCUUGCUUUAUACUACUGAUGGAUGUGGUUAUUCUUAUUUUACUUGUGGUGCUAUUCCAGGUGUUUAUGCUACUGUUGACUUCGGUGUUCAUAGCAAUGUCAGUGAAUGUUUUAACUACAUGAGAAAGACACAACCAAAGGGUCCUUUAAUUAAUUCUGAAUUUUAUCCGGGAUGGUUAUCUCAUUGGGGAGAGCCAAAUUCAAAAGUAAAAUCUGAAUUAGUUGUAAGAAAAAUGAAAGAGAUGAUGGCUAUGAAUGCUUCUUACAAUUUCUAUAUGUUCCACGGAGGAACUAAUUUCGGUUUUACGUCCGGCGCAAAUACGAAUAAAAAUUCACCAAACUUUGGCUUUCAGCCUCAGUUGACUUCUUACGAUUAUGAUGCUCCAUUGGACGAAGCUGGUGAUCCAACAGAAAAAUAUUAUAUGAUUAAGCAAACAUUAGAAAAAGCUAAUUUUGGUCUGUCAAAUGAAAUAUUGCCUGUUAUUCGACCUAAAGGUGAUUAUGGGAAAUUUACUUUGUACCCAGUUGCUAGCUUAUUUGAAAAGAUCACUCAACGCUAUCGACCAAUAACCAGUGAUAUUCCGUUAGGUUUUGAAGAUUUAGAUGUUAACACCGGUUUUGUAUUGUACGAAACCAUUUUAACAGAUGAACAAAAAGCAUUAAUGAGCCCUACAAUGAAUCUUACGUUGAAAACCGUCAGAGAUCGAGCAAUUAUCUAUUUAGAUCAAGAAAAAGUCGGUAUAAUGUCUCGAUUUAACGGUAAUACUACAAUGCAAUUGAACAUCAAUUCAAAAGUUGAAAAAUUAAGCAUUUUAGUCGAAAAUUUAGGAAGAAUUAAUUAUGGUAGUUUUUUAGAAGACAGGAAGGGGAUUUUCGAUCCGGUUAAAUUGGACAAUUUAACCUUAGGUCCAUGGAAAAUGAUAGCGUAUCCUUUAAACGAAACAUCUUGGGUUUCAACUAUUCAACCUACCCAACAUGCCCAACUACCAGCUUAUUUUAAAACAGAGUUUGUUUUGCCGGAAAGCAAUGCCAAAUGUCUAGAUACAUGGUUAGAUCCUUCAGGAUGGACUAAAGGCGUAGCGUUUUUAAACGGUAUAAACUUGGGUAGAUAUUGGCCAGUAGUUGGACCCCAAAUAACACUUUUUGUACCGUCUGUAUUCCUUGUACCACCUCCAGCUACAAAUACACUUAUAAUGGUAGAACUCGAAGAAGCUUCUCCAGAUUUAUCAGUGAGAUUUAUCGAUUACCAUAAACUCAAUGGAUCAAUAACGGAUUAGAAUUAUUAUCACAUUUUUAGUAAAAAUUUUAAUUAAAAAAAAAAAAAUUGUGAUUAUACACAUUUACAUUAUAAGAAAAUAUGUGCUAAAAAUGAUCUCUUUUUGUACAACUACUAUUAUUGAAUGCAAAACCUAAAUUGAUAUUACUCUAUUUAUUUGUUCAUAAAAUAUGUAUUGUUAAUUUUAAUAUUUAAUUAUUAGUGUAAUUUACACACAAUUGUAAUAAUACGUGAACAAUUUUUUAAAUAGUAUUACCGUAUUUCAACACUUCAAUUAGUAAUGACCAUAGAAGUAUUAUUGACUGCUUAAUUAAGACAAUAAGUUAGUUACAUAAAUUAUUAUCGAAAUAACCUUUUUGAUAUUAGGUUCUUAGAUUAAAUUAAUAUCAAACGUUAUGGUUCAAUUAUGUAAUUUUUUCAAAAUUUAUCAACACUCAAAAUCAGAUCUAUUUUUCUUUUGUACAUGUAAUUUUGUUAUUUUCGUUAAGUUGAUUAAUGGUGUAUUUAUAAUGAUAAGACGAUAUUUGGAAAAUCAAAUUCAUAAAAAACUAUUUGAAUGUAUUGUGAAGUGUUUCAUUAGUUAAACAAUAUAUUCAGAAGUGCGCAUUCAAGUAUAAAAAAUUCCUUUAAGUGUCAUUAUAGUUUACAACAGAUUUGAUUUUUCCCUUUUGUUGAUGAUAUGCUCGGUACACUUCGAUACCAUUUUUAUAAGUCGACGUUGUUUGAAAUAGAUCCUGUUUAACGCGGCUGCUACUUCAUUCAUCAAUUUUCUUUCUUUGUUUUUUUCCAUAUAGUCUAUAUUCGAAUAUCGUUAAACGUCAAUAAAUGUUCAUCGACUCCUUUUCAUACCAAUCCCUAUAGUAUUUGAGUACCGUAUUAUUAUUCUUUUGUUACCUCAAUCUUCCGCAUAUUUUUUAUGUACCAUGUUUUAGUCAUUGCUUUUUUCAUCAAAUUAUUUACUGUUGGCUGAACACAUUCAUAAUAGUUCUAAAUAUAAGAAUCAAUAUUUCGCUAUUCACGUUGACAGUAACUCUCCGAAAUGCGUAUAUAUGUAAUUUAUAAAUUGUUUUCUAGUAUUAUAUUAAAAUACAAAUUACAUAAAACAUAAAAAUAUAUAAGUAAUUUUAAUAUUAAGGCUAUAAACUUUAAAUUUAAUUCUAUAAAUUUAUAAAUUACAACGUUGAUUGAUAAAAAUAAUAUAAAAAGACCUGUAUAAGUUAUUUACCUUUAUCUUCAUUAUAAGAAAUUUUAAAUUUAUUCUAUGAUUAAAUUUUUUGAUUAAGUAGAAGAAUUGUGUUAAAAUUGUGUGCUUAGUUAGUUUAAAUUAUUUGUUAAUAUAAGACUAAAAUAUCUUUGUAUUACACGCAAAUAACCUUUUUUUAAUUCCCAGAGAUUUAAAACAGUCAGUUUCUAAUUAUAUUUGUAUGUCUAAUAAUGGAAGGAAAUGUAGUUAAAGAUUCAUUAUGUAAUAAAAACGUUUAUAAUAUAAUUCAAUUUUAAACACUAAAUGAUCUUUUUACCCAAAAGUGAUUAGUUCUUGUACAGGUUUGCAAAGUGUAAUUACUAAAA
Molecule: messenger RNA, 3792 nt
Organism: Daktulosphaira vitifoliae (grape phylloxera)
Lineage: Eukaryota; Metazoa; Arthropoda; Insecta; Hemiptera; Phylloxeridae
Product: beta-galactosidase-like
Exons: 11
Coding region: 299-2224 (641 amino acids)
Biological process (GO): carbohydrate metabolic process
Cellular component (GO): vacuole
Molecular function (GO): beta-galactosidase activity
Source: RefSeq, a predicted model, not a curated record